Molecule: messenger RNA, 492 nt
Organism: Rhinolophus ferrumequinum (greater horseshoe bat)
Lineage: Eukaryota; Metazoa; Chordata; Mammalia; Chiroptera; Rhinolophidae
Product: zinc finger protein 503-like
Exons: 1
Coding region: 20-460 (146 amino acids)
Source: RefSeq, a predicted model, not a curated record
GCAGCUCCGACUUGCCAGCAUGGGUAGUAGUGAGCUUGGGGGCGUGGGAGGGGCGGGGAGCGCGAGGCGAAGGAGGAGGGAGCCCCGUGCGGGUGCGUGCCGCGCCCGCUCCUGCCGGGUGAGAGUCCGGGCCGGGUUUUGCGCCGUGUCGCGGGGCUCGUCUCACGGCCUCCAGCCGCCGCCGCUGCCGUGUUUACUGAGCUCGCGCGUCCUGAUAUCACUCCGCUGGCAUGGAGGAGGAGGAGGAGGUGGAGGAGCGAGAGGAGGAGGAGGAGGCGGCGGCGGCGAGCAGUUGAUCAUUGUGAUGGUGGCAGGAGCAGCGGCGGCAGCGGCAGCCCAGCCGAGGGUUAGGGGCUGCUCUCCGCGCGGCGUUUUGCAAAGGACUUCACCGAUCUACUUUUGCAGUCGCCUCGGACUGUCCAUGUGUUUACUUUCCCCAGCCCGAGGAUUCGAUAUCUAGGUUCCUGUGAAAUGCAACUGAGCAGCCAAAGU